Molecule: messenger RNA, 519 nt
Organism: Meloidogyne enterolobii
Lineage: Eukaryota; Metazoa; Nematoda; Chromadorea; Rhabditida; Meloidogynidae
Source: the annotation of a GenBank genome assembly
AUGCCACCAGUUUUAUUUUCAAGUUUAUAUUUUGCUUGGUUUUUUGAACCAUAUGUUGGGGGAUAUAAAAAUGUUACAGAACAAUAUUCAUCAAUUUUACAUUCAAUCCACAAUAUGUCUUUAGCUUUUUUCUUUCCAAUUUGCUACAUUUGCUUUGCAAUUGUUUUAUUUAUAAAGAAAAGAAUGUAUGGGGCAUCAGCUCCAAAUCAAGUUUCGAAUGUUGAUUUAGUGAUAAUUCUUCAAAUAUUUUUAAUUAGUGUAAUUAAUUUUACUGCGGCAAGUUUAUACGAUUAUAUGCAAUAUGCAGAGGUUAAUGAAGCAAUUAUAAUUACAGCAACAUUUAGCUGGUUUCAUGUCCAUGGUUUUCCACCAAUUAUCUAUUUACUUUUAAACAAAACAAUUCGAAAUGACAGCAAAAAACUUUUUUAUAAAAUAUUUAAAAAAGACAAAGUUACUCACAUUCAUGGUGUUACUGUUCUCGCUAAAAAUAAUACUAAAAAAAUAAUUCAAGAAUGUUAA